AUGCCGCCUAAGGACUGGGGCACAACGAUCUACCCGAAAUACUGGGCUACGGUUAGCAACGGCAACGGCGACAACGCCAAGGUGCACCUGAUCCACUUCGCCAUGAACGCGGCUGCCAGCGAGGACAUCACUCUGGGCGGCACGGACGCCAACGAACGUGCGCCUCACCUCGCGCAGAUCGGCAGCGGCGGCAUGCUGGCUGUGUGGGAGGGCAGCUCGUCGGGUGGCGACUUCAUGGAGGGCGGUGACCGCACGAUGUACGCGCAGGUGCUGGACGCUUCGUCGGGUAAGGCCAUCAGCGAUAAGGUGACAGUGGACAAGUCCGUGGUGGGCAACCGCUACCAGGCUCUGAAGACGUACCCGGACGGCAGUGUUGCAUACCUGUCGAAGGGCAAGACGGACUCCUCGCUGCAGGUGGUGCGUUUCUACGGCUGCUAA
Molecule: messenger RNA, 438 nt
Organism: Phytophthora infestans T30-4
Lineage: Eukaryota; Oomycota; Peronosporomycetes; Peronosporales; Peronosporaceae
Exons: 2
Coding region: 1-438 (145 amino acids)
Source: RefSeq, a predicted model, not a curated record